UUUGAUUUUGACGGAGGAUGACAUUCGACUUGAGACGCGGGUCGCGAGUAGAACGAACGGAGUGUGAUCACCGCGAAAUGUCAGUACGUCGCAUCGCCUGGCAGUCGUGUGGGCCGUGUAUUGUCAUCCAGUUGUAAUUGAGCUUGCAUCUCCCGACGGUGGAAGGUGGAUCGAGGCAUACGUACGUUGCAGAAAAUCAUGUAGGUGGUCGGCGACGUUGAGCGCGCGUUCGUCCCGAGGCCUCGAUGACCGUCAAUUAAGCGUUCGAUAAAUGCCAGUAUCAAAUCGAAACCUAACUAUAUUGUGAUGUCUAUGCUGGAAUGUAGCCAUCACUUGGCUAUACCCUACAAUAUUCCAAAUACUAAUUUAGUCAUUUCCAAAGAGAAUAAAUCAUGUAUGGUGUGUGGAUUAUGCGGUCCACACCUCUACUAUUGUCUGUUCAAAGGGUGCCACACUACUGGAUGCUUGGACAAAUCUAAAAAUCAUGUUUCAUCUCAUUUACAGGUUCAACCAACUCAUUGUUUAUUUCUAAAUUUGACGACACGUCAAAUCUUUUGCAUCAAGUGUCAGAGCGAAGUGGACAUGGAAAUGAUAAACCGACCACGAUGCAUCUCCGAUGGGGAGAGUGACUUGGAGCCGGAGGAUGUCUGCCCCAUCGAUCAAAAGGACUCUGGGCAUGGCAGCUUCAGUACGCUACCACGCAACACACCGGAACGUAAUCACAUUGUCCGAAACAAUGGUUUUGGUCCACCAAUGAUGAUUUCGGGCGACACAACUGAUUCGAGCGAUGACGAACACGAGAUCACGACUAAUCGCAAAAUGGUUGGUUUAGUGGGUCUUCAAAACAUUGGCAACACUUGUUACAUGAACGCCGCGCUGCAGGCGCUAAGCAAUACCUACCCUCUUCGUCAUUUCUUCCUCGAAUGCCCCGCAACAGUUCAAAUUCUGUCCGAGGACCGUAAGCCCGGCCUUAGUCGACAGUACCAACUUCUCAUCCGCGAUAUCUGGAUGAAAAAGAACGGCGGCUAUGUCACUCCUUCGGGGAUUCUGUACGGUAUCCGCAGCGUGCACGCCAUGUUUCGCGGGUAUCAACAACACGACACGCAGGAAUUUCUGCGCAAUUUUAUGGACCAAUUGCACGAGGAGCUUAAACAGGUCAGCCCGCCCGAAUGCACCAUCCAUGAUGUGGAGAAUCUGUGCAUGUCUGUGGACGAACCAGCACUGAGUUCCAGCUAUGAUUCGAGUGAAGGAGAGUAUGAAACCUGCGACUCUGGUGUGAGUGAACGAUCGUCCUUAAGUGACGAUACAGAUGGAGCGCCAACUAAGCAUAAAUUGAACAGGAGUUGUUCCCCUGGGAGGCGGCUAAGGGCGAGAAUGCUUAGUGGGUCUGUUAUAGACGCACAGCCUAGCGCUAGUAAUCAGAGUUUAACGCAAAAUAAGAAAGCGGUGAAACACCGGUCGAUUAUAUCAGACAUUUUCGAUGGAAAGUUAUUGUCGUCGGUGCAGUGUCUCACUUGUGAUAGAGUCAGCAGUAAAGUUGAGACAUUUCAAGACUUGUCUUUACCCAUUCCGAGCAGAGAUCAUCUAGUGGUGUUGCACGGGCGAAAUGCAGCACCCGGGGCAACUUGUAGCGAUGCAGUGAUGCCCGCGCAGGAUGGAUGGAUUUGGUGGUUUGUUGGCUGGUUAAAGUCCUGGUUUUACGGGCCUACUGUUACACUCCAUGAUUGUUUAGCGGCGUUCUUUAGUACAGAUGAGCUAAAAGGUGACAACAUGUACAGUUGUGAACGGUGCAAUAAGUUACGAAAUGGACUCAAGUAUAGCAAAGUGCUACAGUUGCCUGAAGUUCUAUGUAUACAUCUGAAGCGAUUUAGGCAUGAAUUGAUGUUUAGUAGUAAAAUUUCGGCUGUGGUGAGCUUCCCGCUCAAAGGAUUGGACAUGCGCCCGUAUUUGCACAAAGAUUGCGUUUCACAAGUGAACAACUAUGAGUUGUUUUCCGUUAUAUGUCAUCAUGGCACCGCAGGUGGAGGGCAUUACACUUGUUACGCACUUAAUAGUGGUGGUUGGUAUGAGUUUGACGAUCAGUGUGUGACCAGAGUGCAUCCGGAUACUGUAGCCAAUUGUGAAGCAUACGUCCUCUUCUAUAGGAAGGUGCUUUCUGAUAGCAAUGUAACCAGAGCUAAAGUGAGUGAACUCGCAUUACUUGCAAAAGACGCUCCAGAAAUUGCGUAUGUCAGUAAACAGUGGUUGAGUAGAUUCUCCACUUGUGCUGAACCAGGACCGAUUGACAACUCGGACUUCCUCUGUGCGCACAACUGUCUGCAUCCAAAGAGAGCAAUGGCUUUAGAUAAACUUGCGAUACCUAUAGCGAAGAAUGUUUACGAUUAUCUCUUCAAAAAGUAUGGUGGUUCACCGGCCGUUUCAAACGUGCAUGUUUGUGCGACAUGUCAAGCAUUGUACUCGAGGAUAGCAGCCGAGUCCGAACGAUUAGCGCAGUUGAACAACGAGUAUGAAUAUCAAAACGAACCCCCAACGCAUUUACUCUCCAACACUUGGUACACCCAGUGGAAGUCGUUCGUGGAGGGCAAAAUCUCCGAACCACCGCCACCUAUUGAUAACACCCGCACGUCGAUUCCGCAGGGUGGUACCGAAGAUUACAUAGAAAUAAACAAGGAUAUAUGGGAUUUCUUCUUUAGUUUGUAUUCUGGUGGACCAGAACUCCUUAUACCUCGUGCUGAAGGUCACAUGAUGGUUGUUUCAUCUCCCUCGCCCAAUUGUGAAGAGGAACGACCUGAAUUAUGUUUAGUAGACGACCUCGGCCGAGGGGAACCAAUGGAUACCGAAGAGUCUAACGAUAGUAGGGAUACCGAUAGUCGGGAGGACUUGGUGCCUCUAUCACAGGCGACCACAAAUCAUUCCACGAAUUCAAGCUGUUCAAUGCUGAACGUUGUCACGCCCGAUGAGGACGACCGAGGCAAGGGACAAAUGCAGGUGGAGGUACCUUGUUCAACAUCAGUGAUGACUGCAACUAAAAAUUCCGCGUUAGCCAACGCAAAUAGCAACGGGGCGAACAACAAGCGCAAUGUGAGCGUCCGACAGCGACGGAAGAAGGAGUUAAUAAUGUAAUAAAUUGAUUUAUUUACAUAAUUGUUUUGUCUACGUCUUGCGCAUCAGUCUACUUCGUCUUUGACUAAACGAGUAUCCGUUCUAAUUGUUCUUAUAGUUUAAUUGUUGGUGUAUAUUUUUUUCGAUAUGGAGAACAUAUAAAUAAAUUUAAUAAAUAAAUCAUUCAGGCGGGUAUUGGAA
This is a messenger RNA of Dalotia coriaria, 3303 nucleotides long. It is a transcript of the gene Usp20-33, whose product is annotated as Ubiquitin specific protease 20/33. Bases 307 to 3123 code for a protein of 938 amino acids. The transcript has 6 exons. NCBI's taxonomy places the organism in Eukaryota, Metazoa, Arthropoda, Insecta, Coleoptera, Staphylinidae. Gene Ontology annotation, cellular component: cytoplasm. Gene Ontology annotation, biological process: protein deubiquitination. The record is from RefSeq and is a predicted model, not a curated record. Gene Ontology annotation, molecular function: zinc ion binding; cysteine-type deubiquitinase activity.